This is a messenger RNA of Nanorana parkeri, 2187 nucleotides long. It is a transcript of the gene TRIM16, whose product is annotated as tripartite motif containing 16. Lineage: Eukaryota; Metazoa; Chordata; Amphibia; Anura; Dicroglossidae. The coding region runs from base 237 to 2129 and encodes 630 amino acids. Gene Ontology annotation, molecular function: protein binding; zinc ion binding. The transcript is spliced from 6 exons. The record is from RefSeq and is a predicted model, not a curated record.
CUGUUUGUUCAUGGCUGGAGAUAGAACCUGUAGAGUCUGUUUGCAUGGAGUUAAGCCAAUAUGAGGAAGAGGCCUAGCUCACUCUCAUUAUCUUCCUGCUUUUUCCUUCUUCUGGCACGCAGUUGGUUAAUUGCUCCUGGCUGAGUUGCUCAUUCAGGUGUGGCUUUCUCACAGCCUUCUGACGUCCUGCUGUAGAGUUAGGAAACUGCAGAGAAAGUUAGAGAGCUCUGAGAACAAUGGCCGACCCUGACAUCUCUAGCAAGCCAGUCUCCAAAUGCCAGAGCUGUGGAGAAAUUUCAACCAUUGCACCUGCAGAGCACCCCAAGGUGAUCAAGUAUUGUAAAAGCCACUCUGUGACGGAGCUGGGAUCGUUGAAGGUUACGUCCAAAGGCUCCACAACGGCCACCAUAGGUAAUGUGCAUCCUCCAGUAGACAAGAUAUCCACGGAGGAGCUUGAGGGAGAUGCAGUCUUGUGUGACUAUUGCUUAGAGGGAAAGGUCAGAGCGGUGAAGACAUGCCUUACCUGCAUGGUGAAUUACUGCACCACCCACCUCAGACCCCACUUAGAUAACCCCAAGCUGCAUUCCCACCAGCUGGUGCCCCCUAUGAAUGAUACCGAAUUUCGGACUUGCGCUGUGCACAAUAGACCACUGGAGAUGUUCUGCAAGUCGGACCUGAUUUGUAUUUGCCAGGAAUGUGCAGAGGGGGAGCAUAAAGACCACCAACCAAUACCCUGUGCUGAGGCAAGGAAGCAAGUGGAGGCUGAAGUACAGCAAAUAGUGUCCCAAUAUGACUGGAAGCUGAAGUCGGCUGAGAACGCCAUUGUCAAAUUAGAGGCCAAUACCACAUCGAUACAGAAUUCUGUAAUUGAAGCCAGAAAGUCUAUUGAUCUCCAGUUUGAAGAACUACAGGAAGCAGUGAAGAAAGCCCAUUCCAAAGUCCUGGAGUUCUUGGACCAGCGAGAAAAGGCAGCUAUCAACCAGUCUGUAGGGAUCAAGACCCACAUGGAGCAAAAGUGCAAUGACCUGAAGAAGACCAAAGCCAAGGUCGAGGGCAUUGCAAAACACAAGAGCGAGUUCUGUUUCCUACAGGAGUAUUGCGAGUUUAAGAAGUCUACGGGUGACGACACAAUCCCCAGUGUUUAUAUUGGGCUUAAGGACAAGUUGUCCGGAAUCAAGAAGGUGGUGACGGAGUCAACGGAAAAAUUUAUUCAGCAGCUGCUAACCUCCUACACAGAUAAGCUUCAAGAGUUUGCAAAGGAAGAGGAGAUACUAAUUAAGAACGUGGUGUCGGCUAUUGUCCCUGCCAGUCACAGGAUAUCGGCUCCGGAGCCCUCGACAAGAGAAGAGUUCUUAAAAUAUAAAUCGAUUGUUACACUGGACCCAGCGACGGCUCACUGUUUUCUGAGACUGUUACAAAACAACCGCAAAGUCUCCAACUCUUCCCCGUGGCAGCAGGCCUACCCCGACCUCCCGGAACGGUUUGAGAACGUCCACCAGGUCCUCAGUGCAGAAAGCUUUUACAUGAGCCGCCACUAUUUUGAAGCAGAGUUCAAAGGCGAGGCCUUCCACAUCGGCGUGACCUAUAAAUGCAUUGACAGGAAGGGUGCGGAGAGCAACAGCACCAUAACAGGCAACGACUUCUCCUGGACCCUAAAGUGGAACGGCAAAGAGUUCUCAGCCUGGCACAAGGAUGUAGCGAUCUCGAUAAUAUCGGGGAAGUUUUCCAGGAUCGGCGUCUAUAUUGACCACCAGAGAGGAACCGUGGCAUUCUAUGGUGUGACCGACGUGAUGACGCUCCUGCACAAGUUUGAGGGAACUUUUGCAGAACCCUUGUAUGCAGCCAUCUGGCUUCCCAAGAAGGAAAAUUCAGUGACUAUUAUUGAGCCGGAUGACAUGGCCCAACCUGUGGCGGCAGUGUCGCCAUCUGAGGCCAAUGUACCGACAACCACCUCUGAAAAAACCAUCACGUCAAAUACCAAGACCGAGGUUACCAUCAGUACCACUGUUCAGACCAUCAAGGUGAAGAAAAGCACUACAGAUGCCUCAACUGUGUCUUCUGAUGGGAAACCGAACAACCAAAUAAUGUUAGAGUCCGAACAAAGGUUGACGAAAAUCACCACGAUGUAGGUCCGCAGCUCAUGUUAUCUAACACUGCCUAAGACUGAUACUGUGUCUGUUGGUUUUA